Molecule: messenger RNA, 294 nt
Organism: Diaporthe citri
Lineage: Eukaryota; Fungi; Ascomycota; Sordariomycetes; Diaporthales; Diaporthaceae
Exons: 2
Coding region: 1-294 (97 amino acids)
Source: RefSeq, a predicted model, not a curated record
AUGCAGUUCAAGACCCUCCUCUCCAUCUCUGUCGCCAUCGUCGGAGCCAUCGCCCAGGACGACCCCCUCUCCCUGCUCCCUGAGUGCGCCAAGAGCAAGCUCACUACCGCCUUCGAGGCCACCGGCUGCACCUCCCAGACAGACACCGCCUGCUGGUGCCCCAACAAGGACCUGAAGUCCGCCGUCGAGAACGUCGUCGGCGGCACCACCGUGUGCGGCGACGCCGCUGGCAGGCAGCUGAUUGGCGGCACGUGGAACAAGAAGUGCCCUGACAACACUGUCACCAUCGCCUAA